CUCUCGAAUCUGAGAAUUUUGAAACGAAUCAUUCUGUCUGCGAUACGGUGCCGUUUCUCUUUCCAUUUGUCAACGGCGUCGUUUCUAUCUUCUGACUGGGUGCACAUGUGGGAUCCUUGGGUUGCACUUUGAAUUGCUGACUUGGAAUGCUGUGAUUGGUCGAUGAACUGAGAAAAAUAUCUCUCUGAGUUCCAGGAAUAUCUAAAUCUAAUGUUAAGCCCAGCUGCUACAUUUGGGCACUAAAGAAAAAACCAGAGGCAGUGGACUGAAAAAUAUGUCACUCUCCACGGCUCCAGCUUAUCCAUUUUCUGUGACCAAAGCUUCCCAUAUUCAUGGUUGCUUCAAUCCAAACACCAGUGUUAGUUUCAUGUCUUUGAUUUUGAGAUGGAGGCAGAGAUGCCCUGUGAUAAGAUGCCGUACCACAAGGGCAGGAAGUGUAAGAACAGACAAGAAUUACUAUGAGUUGCUGGGAGUUUCUGUUGAUUCAGAUGCCAGAGAAAUCAAAGAGGCUUAUAGGAAGUUGCAGAAGAAGUAUCACCCUGAUAUUGCUGGCCAAAAGGGCCAUGAGUAUACUCUAUUGCUGAAUGAGGCUUAUAAGAUCCUUAUGCGAGAGGAUCUCAGGAAGGAGUAUGAUGUUUCCAUCGGUCAAUUGAGAAUGCGGUCUGGAAGAAACAACAAUGUCAUGGGUUUCAGCUCCUGGAAAGGGCCAUUCAGACCCCAAGCAUUAUUUGUCGAUGAGAAUGCUUGCAUAGGUUGCAGAGAAUGUGUGCAUCAUGCAAGUAACACGUUUGUGAUGGAUGAAGCCCUUGGAUGCGCACGAGUCAAAGUUCAAUUCGGAGACAAUGACCAAAAUAUUCAGGUUUCGGUUGAUUCAUGCCCUGUGAACUGCAUUCAUUGGGUUGACAAAGAGGAGUUGGCAGUGCUCGAGUUCUUGAUUCAACCUAAACUUAAGGAAGGAUAUGGUGUAUUUGGACAAGGUUGGGAAAGGCCUAGUAAUGUUUUUGCAGCAGCAAAGUCAUUCAACAAGCAGCUGAAACGACAGACUCGUAAUUUCCGAAGUAAUGUACAAGCAACUGUUGAAGAAGAGACCCCUGCUCAAGCCGAGGCUCGAGUCACUGCUACCAUGAAAAUCAAGAUGGAGAAAUUCUCAACUAUUUGGAACUUGGUGAAAAAAUUUGGUUCAGAAAUGUGGAAUAGGAUGUGA
Hevea brasiliensis (rubber tree) is the source of this 1204-nucleotide messenger RNA. RefSeq names its product chaperone protein dnaJ C76, chloroplastic-like. Lineage: Eukaryota; Viridiplantae; Streptophyta; Magnoliopsida; Malpighiales; Euphorbiaceae. The record is from RefSeq and is a predicted model, not a curated record. The transcript is spliced from 6 exons. Bases 275 to 1204 code for a protein of 309 amino acids.